Molecule: messenger RNA, 4763 nt
Organism: Pocillopora damicornis (cauliflower coral)
Lineage: Eukaryota; Metazoa; Cnidaria; Anthozoa; Scleractinia; Pocilloporidae
Cellular component (GO): cytoplasm
Molecular function (GO): protein kinase binding; phosphatase regulator activity; enzyme inhibitor activity
Source: RefSeq, a predicted model, not a curated record
GGUCGGUGUGUAACGUCAUGGGAAGAUGGCGGACCCUUUUACGGGUGGCCAAAGCUCUAGGGCAAGUAAUGCUUUACAGAAGCGUCAAGAAUCCUUAAAAAGAUGGAAUAAAAGCGAGACAGCCUUAGAAUCUGCGGACAGAUCUAGAAAGAAGACCAAAAUUCAAUUUUCGCUCGGAACUGUGUUCCUUUCGGCGGUAUCGAGCGGUGACGUGGAGGAGGUGAAGAAACUUCUGACCAAAGGCGCAGAUAUAAAUCACCAAAAUGUCGAUGGACUUACCGCGUUACAUCAGGCUUGCAUCGACGAAAGUUGUGAUCUCGUUGAAUUUUUGGUCGAUAAUGGAGCCCGAUUGGACGUACGAGACAACGAAGGCUGGUCGGCCUUACACGCUGCAGCCAGUUGUGGGAGCGUUGAAAUAGCACAAUGUUUACUUGAUCAUGGAGCAGAUGUGGCAGCUGUUAAUAAUGAAGGGGAAUUACCACUGGAUCUUGCAGAGGAAGAUGACAUGGAGGAUCUUUUAACAGAAGAAAUUGAAAGAUUAGGAAUUGAUGUUGAAGAAGCAAGAAGUAAAGAGGAGAGAAUAAUGUUAGAAGAUGCUCAGAGUUGGAUGAAUGGUAGAACAAUAAAUGAAAUUAAAGAUAGAUCAGGUGCUUCAGCAUUACAUGUUGCUGCAUCGAAAGGUUAUUUACAAGUUAUUAGUCUUUUACUUCAACUUGGUGUUGACAUUAAUGCUAAGGACAAUGAUGGCUGGACGCCAUUACAUGCAGCAGUUCACUGGGGGCAAAGUGAUGCAUGCGAAGUACUCGCUGAUCAUGGAGCCAACUUUAGUGCUAGGAGUAAUGCGGGUUCAACACCUAUCGACCUGGCAGAACCGGACAUGGUUAAAAUGCUGGAAGAGCUUAAGAAAAGGCAAAAGGAUAAGCCAAAGAUCAAUGCGUCAACAACACCAGUCAUUAAAAGCAAUAUGGAAUCUGGACCAGCUCCCUUAAAAAGACGUCUAUCUGAAACAUCUAUAGCUAGACUGCGGCGUAAUUUACCCCCUGCUAACAACCCUGGACUACUGGACAUCAAUCAGGAGAGGGCACAGAUGGAAGCUAGCAAGGAGCAGUUGUCCACCUCCCCUAAGAGCCGCACCUCCAGACCGCCGAGUUUCGACGACUCGCCCAAAGAGGACAAGGAAAACGAGAAGGAGAAAUCAGACGGUUUCAACAAAGAUGACAGUGGUUCCGAAUCCGAUACGGAGGACAGCUCUGAAGAGUCCAGUGAAGAGGAUUCAGAGGAAGAGGGGAGGGGUGGGAAGCCAGCUGUGAACUCGGUUACUUCCAGGACCAGACCGACGGUCAAUUCUCUCCCAGCUAAUUCUGCGGUUAAUUCGCUUAAAAAACCAGCGGAUGAGUCCGACUCAGAGGAAGAAACCGGCAGUGAAACUGAAGAGUCCUCUGAAGAGGAGGAGGAAGAAGAGCCGGUCAAACCUGAUACGCGAACAACCAGUUCUACGUCGCGACCGUCCGCGUCUACGCGUUUUCCGAGCGCGCCUGUUAGUGCGCCAUCUAAAGUAGCGGUGGGAGGCACCUCAAAGCUUCUGAAAUCCCCUUUCCUAGACAAUGAUAAGAAGGCAAACAAUCCUUCUUCACUUGUUUCAAAAACUGAACCCUCUAGGACUCCAAGGUUCGGUGAUAGGGGUGAUGGUAAAGAAGACACUAAAACACGGGUUGCGAGCAACGUAACUCGUACUACGGCUGAUACUACGAGUAAUGCGACCAUAACUACAACUAGUGCGGCUCGGAGCGUAAUUAGCUCCACACCUAGCGAGGACGCUCUUCCAAAAACAAAACGGCAGACCAGGAAGGUCACUGAGAGGGCGAGUACCUCUUAUGUAGUAAAUAGCGGAAGGGGAAAUGAGGAAGGUGGUGAAAUGAACGGAGAAGAUGGCAAGAGUAAUGAUGUGACCCACAGGAAGGGAGCAGAGGAACACAAGGACACGUCUGUGCGGCGGAACUCUAAGGAAGAGACGAAGUCGACGAGACUAGCCUCAACUGCUGACACGUACCUGAGCCGGCGGAGCAGACCCAGUGAAACAGUUGAGGACAAGAACGAAGAAGCUAAGAUACCGGAUUGGAAGAGACGACAAAAGGAACGAGAGAGGGAACGAGAAAAGGAGAAGGAGAAAGAACAAGAGAGGGAGAGAGAACGACAAAAGGAAAGGGAACGACAAAAGGAGAAGGAGAACGAGACUGAAAUGCCAAGUUAUCGCCGCCCCAGGCAAGACAGGGAAAAAGACAAAGAAAAAGAGAAGGAAGAGAAGGAAAAGGAGGACGAUGACUCCUCUGCAUCGGCUGCGGCGCAAAAAAGAAGGGCCAGGAGGCAAAGAGAUAAACGAAUUAAGGGGAGCGACGAGGAAGAAACUGAAGAGGCCAAAGACCCAAAAAAGAACACAAAGCUAAAUGAGGAAAAUGACGAGAAAGCCUCCUUGGCCAGCAGGAGACGAUCACAAGAAACCAGACACGACGAGUAUAAGGUAUGUGUUGGGCGUGGCACAGAAGUAUACAGCUGGCACAGGGUAAAGUUUAACCACACUUCCUAACCGUUAUUAGCGGAAGCAGGACUUGAUGACAAAAUUGCCACGGCCGAUUGGCUCUUCAUAAAAAUAACAAUUCUCAUCUCAUGUUUCCUCCUUUCACAGAGCACUACGGAUAGAAUAAGAGUUGGCAGAACCAUUGAUUCGAAAGGACCCUUUGGGACCUCCAAGGCCAACACCAUCAUAGCAGAAACAGAUCCUCAGAAGCUAAAGGAAAGAUUACAAGUAGCACAGUUGGAAAUUCAAGAAUACAAAGUUAAACUAGAAAAGGCCUUACAAGCAAAAGAGGAACUUGAAAGAAAAUACUCAAACGUAGAGGACGACUUAAAGCAACUAGCGGACCUGAAAGCGGACAACCAAAGGCUGAAAGACGAGAACGGUGCCUUAAUCCGUGUUAUAAGCAAGUUAUCACGACCUCCCACUUGACCGGCAACCAUGGUGUUAGUAAGGCAAACUAGAGACAUUUAGAACUUGAUAAUGCCGAUAUGUGAUAACCCCUCUUUCCUGGUCUUAAACUGUACCUAUUUAUUCAGUACGAGACCACAACUUAGAUGUUCUUUAAUUAUGCUAGGAAGGAGGGGUGGCAGGGGAAGGUCGGAUUUUGAUAAAAGCCUUCCCUUCCCCGCCAGCCUAUAGUACAAUAAUGAGGACUUGGUUGGGUUCGUUUUUUCCCUUGUUGUAAUGUAGGUAUGUGUAUGUUUUGUAAUUGGACGUGAGUCAGUAAGAGAGAUAACGGAGAUCAGUUGCAACGUUGUACACAAAAGUAAGCAAAGGAAGAUUAAAUACGAUUUUACAAUUGAAUAAUUUGUGAACUUCCCUCAAAAAGCCCAUGUUCUGCUUAUUUCUAAUGCAGUUUUCUAUAAGUGUAUAUUCUAGUUAAACGGCCGAAGUGCUUUUCAUUAGUUACGCAGAACUUUUUGUCUGCUAGAAGCUUUUCUAUUUUGUUACACUCUUGAGGGUUCAGUGAUAUUAAUAAGAAUAACAAAUUAAUGAUAAUCAAUCCGAUUGCUAAAGGUUCAACUACUGUAGUAAAGUUUAGUUUUGUACGACUUUUUGCAUAGACGAUUCAAUAAAACCAAACAGUGCUUGCUUCUGGUAGGAAGAAAGAAAGAAAAAAAAAUACAAAUACGAGCCUUUUCGACUAUGUCGCGCGAUUCUGUGUUUGAUUUAGAGCAAAUACAGAUUAGUCAAGAGACAAGAAGAAGAAAAGACGAAUUUAAUAGCAGUCAAAAGGAACCUGUUAUCUCAAAAAGAAAAUGUUUGGCGCCGUCGCAAAUAUAAUUGUAUUGAAAUUAACAUUUAUUAUAUUGUAUCGUUGUUAUUGUGCGUAUAAAUUCCAGUGAUCUCAAUUAGUUAGGGUUAAGCGUAAUUAGAGCUGCUUCAGUUGCGCAAUCGUAGAUUUUUGACUCGUCACGCAGCCCGCUUUUCAUUUGGAUGGGUUGACUGCAUGACAGCCAAAGGAGCGGCUGCACAGGAGGGUAGGGUAGUGUGCUAGUCUGUGAUUGGUUUUAGGGCAGUCAGGGAAAUAAGAGCAAGUUCGGGCGGAAUCCCGUAGCCAUAAUUUCUUUGUUGCCUGACUUGUAGCUAGAGUACUAGUUUAAUGAUCUAGCAACAAGAUCCGUGAAGGUUUGUCCGUCCAUUUUUUUGGAUAAGGCAAGAACGAGUGUUAUUUGUCCGACUGAAUGUAUGAAAGUUAACUUAAUGCGCUUUCUGGAACGAGGUAGAGCCAUGAUUGUGAAUCCACAGGCAACUUCAGGUGUUAUUCCUGGAAACUUGCUUCGGCAUAAGUACUCCGCAAUAUCAAAGUUUUAUCUUUACUUUUCAGAUCGGAAUGUUGCGCUAAGUUACGGCGGUCAACUCGUUUCGGUAAAUCAGGCUUCAAAUUAAUGACUGAGGCGAUCCUUCCUUGUAUGAGUGGAAUCCACUUUGUUUCAAUUAAGGGUCAGAACUUGGCUUUACCUCCUCAGAGCCUCGAGGGCCUGUACGUCUGAACAGGUCACAGUCUCUGUACUUUAGCGCGGCAAGCUUUGUACGACAGUGCUGUACGAGUAGCUCUCUGUCUUUUAUUUUACAUGAUUAUGGACAAAAUAAUUAAUCUUAUUUGAUUAGUUGUCCCGUCUUUGUUGGUUCUGUGUUGAAUACGAACCCUAACUGCUAUAAAUAUACCAGUCUCUUAUAAAUCUUG